Molecule: messenger RNA, 1023 nt
Organism: Owenia fusiformis
Lineage: Eukaryota; Metazoa; Annelida; Polychaeta; Sabellida; Oweniidae
Source: the annotation of a GenBank genome assembly
CUCAAGUGAUUUUAGCCAUAUUUGGGCCAAAAUUGUCAAAUGUGAACCCCCCUGGAAAUUUUUGAAAAAUGAACCCCCCUUGGCAAGUCCUGGCUACGGGCCUGUUGAGAAUUGGCAAUAUUUGGCUUUCAGUGGUUGUUUGAUUUUAUUGUAUGCACAAUCAAUUAGUCAUUCUAAGGUAAAUUAUGGAAUUAGUCAUGAACCUGGAAAUAUUUAUAAAUAUUCCUUUUAUUUCCAGAUGGAAUUCUGACUCUGAAGAAUCCAAGUAAACUGGUUUAUAAAUGUACAUUGUGUCUUGAAGAAUUCCAUAAUCUACUGCGUCUGAGAAAACAUUUCAUAAGCUGUCAUCAGAUUGAAAUGUUUCAGUGUAGACUGUGUGACUAUCAUGUUAAGCGUCUUGACAGAUAUACAGAACAUUAUAUUGCGAUCCACACAGACUUUAACAUACAUGUAGUCAGAGCUGAAAAACUGAAGACUGAAGAAUGUAAUAAGUGUGAAAAGAAGUUUACAAAUAAAUGCUUAUUAAAUCGCCACGUUGCACAGUUUCACUCUAAGCAAAUAUUCCACACAUGUGGAACAUGUAAGGCUGGAUUCAUACACCAUGGGAAAUACAGAAGACACUUUUUGAAUAAUCAGAAAUGCAAGGCAAGCUGUCCGAAAAACUUCAAUUAUCAGAUUUGCAAUAUAUGUGGAGAAAUGUUUGUUUUCUUGAGCAAUCUCAAACACCAUAUCAAAUGGAUGCAUAAAAAGAGGAACAUUGAAUGCACCAUUUGUCAUAAAGUUCUCUCAUGCAGAGAAUCAAUGGAGAGACACCUGGCAGAAACCCAUAAUAAAUCACAUCAAUGCACGACUUGUGGAAAAACUUUCGGAUCAGUUAGAAAUUUGGAAAGCCAUAUGAGGACUCAUACUGGGGAAAAGCCUCAUAGGUGUGAACUGUGUAAUGUAUCAUUUGCUCAAAGUGGAAGUCUAAGUAACCAUAAGAAAUCUAAAGGACACACUGAAAAACAAGUGGCAAAAAUGUAA